Messenger RNA from Dioszegia hungarica, 954 nucleotides. Its product is annotated as S-adenosyl-L-methionine-dependent methyltransferase. Bases 1 to 954 code for a protein of 317 amino acids. Gene Ontology annotation, biological process: mitochondrial respiratory chain complex I assembly. The transcript has 7 exons. Gene Ontology annotation, molecular function: S-adenosylmethionine-dependent methyltransferase activity. The record is from RefSeq and is a predicted model, not a curated record. NCBI's taxonomy places the organism in Eukaryota, Fungi, Basidiomycota, Tremellomycetes, Tremellales, Bulleribasidiaceae. Gene Ontology annotation, cellular component: mitochondrion.
AUGCGUCUACUUGCUAGAUCUUUGACUCGAUCACUCAGAGGCUACGCUACCCUCUCACCACAUAUACCACCACCUCAGGCGGCGUACACGGUCUUUGAUGAGCCGUCCAAAGCUCGGCAAAGAGAUCGAGCGGUCCUUCGCGCAGACAGCACCAUAGUGGACUACCUGCGCCAUGAAAUCGCCGAUCGGCUGUCUGAGCGUAUGGAGGAUCUCAAGACACCACCAGCGUCCAUACUAGAGGUAGCAGCGCAUGCUGGACCAGUAACGAGAGCUCUGCAAGAAACGAUCGGCGGGGAUCGAUCCUACUAUCUUUUGGAGGAGAGCAAGCUAGCACUACAGAGAGACACCUUUGACCACCCGGUCACUCGGAUACAUGCCUCACCCUCAAAACUCGUCGAGGCUUUCCCUCACAAGGUCGAAGCGGCAGUGAGCUCCGGCCUGCAUUGGGUGGGCGAUAUCGUCGGCUGCUUGACGCAGAUCCGGCACGUCUUGAAGCCUGAUGGUGUCUUCAUUGGCGCCGUGCUAGGCGGGGACAGCUUGUUCGAACUUAGGACCUCGCUUCAGCUGGCCGAGCAGGAGAGGCGAGGAGGUAUAGCGAACCGAGUCUCGCCCAUGAUCAACCCUACAGACGCACCGUCGUUACUAAACCGAGCGGGGUUCACUCUCACCACCGUCGACGUAGAAGACAUCACCAUCCACUACCCGUCAAUAUGGGAGCUCAUGUCGGACUUGCGGGAUAUGGGCGAGAGCAACGCCAUCAUGGGUCGCAAGACCUCGGUAUCGAGGGAUGUACUCCUGGCUGCCGAGGCGAUCUAUAAGGAGCUGCAUGGCGUGGAGGAGGGUAUUCCAGCGACGUUCCAGGUGGUCUUCAUGAUCGGAUGGACGCCGGGUCCAAAUCAGCCCAAACCGCUCGAGAGAGGUUCAGGGACGACCAACCUGAAGGACGUCUUGUAG